Molecule: messenger RNA, 1756 nt
Organism: Vespula pensylvanica (western yellowjacket)
Lineage: Eukaryota; Metazoa; Arthropoda; Insecta; Hymenoptera; Vespidae
Product: UBX domain-containing protein 4
Exons: 8
Coding region: 146-1705 (519 amino acids)
Molecular function (GO): protein binding
Source: RefSeq, a predicted model, not a curated record
AAUGAUACAAGCGUGUACGUUAUAUUUCUUCCUCUUACUGCUACUCCAUCCUUAUUUACUUUAUAACCACACAAGAAUGGUCCAAAUUCUCAGAUCCUUUUCCAACGUGUUCCAAUCUUAAGAAUUCUAUCUAUCUUCCUGCACAAUGAAGUGGUUCGAAGGAAGUAUUAACGAGGCUGUAACUACGUCGAAAUCAAGGAAAGCAAUUUUCGUUGUCUUCGUGGAAGGAAAAGAUGAUACUUCAACUCAAUUUGCUCAGGCAAUCGAUGUUACAGAAGUUUCUACACAAUUGGAACAUGAAGAUUUUGUUGCUAUUAAAUUGGAAAGUGGUUCAGAACCAUACAGAUUUUUUGCACAGAUUUAUCAUCUCGUUCCAGUACCAUCUUUAUUCUUUAUUGGUGAAAAUGGUAUACCACUUGAAAUAGUUGCUGGUAACGUGACUGCAACUGAACUUACAUCCAAAAUUGAAUCUGUUUUAAAAAAAGCAGGAAAGGAAACUAAAAAAGGUUCUCAAAAUUUAAUAGAAUCUGAAAAAAAAUCUGCAGCAUGUACUAAUGCACCAGAUGCUUCUACCAGCAAUGUUACUACUGUAAAUACUCCUGAUACUAAAGUUGCAACGGAUGUACCAACAGAAACUGUUACAAAUACAGAGAGUGGACAUAAAUUAGUAGAAAAUGAAUCUUCAGAUUUGAUAGAUACGGAUAUACCAACCACUAGCAACGAAACUAAGGUAGACAAUAAUGCUACAGAAUUGUCAAUGCAGGAAAAGUUAGAUAGAGCUAAACAAUUGAUAGAAGUACAAAAAAAACAGCGACAAGAGGAAGAAGAAAGAAAAGAAAAAGAAAGAGAAAUGGAACGCCGCAAAAUGGGAAGAGACGUGCAAAAAAUGAGACAAAAGCAACAAGACUUGGAGGUAAAACAAGCUCACGAAGAAAGGAUGAAAGAAAAAGCAGCAGAAGCAGCUGCUAGAGAGAAAGUAAGGCUUCAGAUUGCUCAAGAUAAGCUUGAACGAAAACAAAAGGAGUUAGCUUUGCAGCAACAUGUGCAACAACAACCUGCAGAACAACCAAAAGUUCGACCCACUUCGUUUGCCGAUACUACAGUAACAAGAAUUCAAUUUAGAUUGCCAUCUGGUAAUCCACAUAUGGCUGAAUUUUCACCAACAAAUACUUUACGUACUUUACGUACUUACGUGACCGAAAAUAUUAAUUUACCAUUUCGCCAAUUCGUUAUGUCAACAUCAUUUCCUAGAAGAGAUCUAACAAAUGAAGAUGAUAAUAAAACUCUCUUGGAAUUGGAAUUGGUUCCUAGAGCAGUGAUUUUAAUUCUACCAUUGAAAAAUAAUAAUAUUACAACAUCGGUAACGUCUACUCAAGAUGUUAGCUUUUUUUCACGCUUCGUGUGGUCCUUUUUUGCUCCAGUAAUUGGCAUAUAUAAUUAUUUAAUGGGAUAUUUUACUGGGACUUUACAUGGAAAUCCUGAUCAGAAUAACGAAGACACCGGUAAUUCGUCUGGUGCUUCAAAUAGCGGAGAUGGACCUACAUUUUCAAAUUUGCAAAAUCUAGCUCGAUCAACAGGAAGAAAUAUCAGCAUACCAGGUGGUGCCACGAUUAGAGCACAAGGUAAUAUACAUAGACUACAUUCUGCUGGAGAUGAUAAUGAUGAGAAUAAUACUUGGAAUGGUAAUUCAACACAACAAAUGUGAAUGAAUUUAAAAUAAAGUUACACUGCGCAGAUAAUCUGCCUUGUUAAACAA